Laetiporus sulphureus 93-53 is the source of this 2790-nucleotide messenger RNA. RefSeq lists its product as uncharacterized. Gene Ontology annotation, cellular component: RZZ complex. Bases 1 to 2790 code for a protein of 929 amino acids. The record is from RefSeq and is a predicted model, not a curated record. NCBI's taxonomy places the organism in Eukaryota, Fungi, Basidiomycota, Agaricomycetes, Polyporales, Laetiporaceae. Gene Ontology annotation, biological process: endoplasmic reticulum to Golgi vesicle-mediated transport; mitotic spindle assembly checkpoint signaling. The transcript has 9 exons.
AUGGCCUUCCCAAUCCCUGCACACUUGCCUCGCAAGAAGGAUGCUCAGGAUGUGUCUACUCAGAUUCUCACUAAGGUGUCAGAGACGCCUUUGAAGUCGCUGAAUUCGCAGCUCGCAUCUUCGUGGGUUGCGGAGCUCGAUGAUGCCAUUGCCCAAACGAAGUCUUGCAUUCAUGAGCGAAUAUCAAACGAUCUUCCUGCCUUCAACGAGCAACUCUCCAGUGCAAAGUCUAUCCAGGAACGGCUGCGGUCUCUGACUGCCAAUGUGGAUACGUUGAGCGACGGGCUGUCUAAUCCAGAGUCAGGUCUCAUACCAAGGCUCGUAGUCACGCUCUCCCAGCAUGCUCAGCUCGCGCACGAAAGCUUGGACGCAGACAUCAAGAGCAGAGCCGUGUCACACCUCCUUCGUUGCAAGAAGGAUUACUCCAGUCUGGCCGAGUUGGUUUACAAAGGACAGCUACCAGACGCUGUUAAGACCUGCGUGAAGCUGGAAGCUGUUUUUUCCGAAUCUCCUGAUCCCCUCGCUCGUAGCGUAAUCAUGGGUGAACUACAGCGCAGUUUUCGUGCAAUGCAGGCCCGAACUGAGGAACAGCUGAGCGACGCAUAUAGUCGGGGCCUCACUAUCUGCUCUUCCGAAUUGGUCAUCCGUCCUGCCGUGCAAGUCAGGCAGUCGGAGACGAUUCUGUCGCUGUCUUCGGUACUAUCAUCCCUAUCAAAUACCGCGCUUGCAUCACAUCUAUCCUCUCUACGUCGCGAUAUCGUGUCGCACUAUAUCGAAUAUCUCAUGAAGCAGCCCGCGAGCGUCGUCGUCUCUGAUGCAGCCGCUAUGACUGGUAACAGUGAGCACAAACUCGUGGUAUACCCUGCUCCGCCGGAGACGUCGGACCUGUCCUUGCGGAUCGACAACUUAGCGACGGCGUUGACGUUCCUUACCUCCAACUUCCUGUCGAAUCUGCCGACGCCCGAUCGAACGUCGUUUGCUUUAUCACUAUGCAGGCCAACACGGGAUGCUUUGCUAUACAGGUUGCUGAUACCCUCUCUGCCUUCGUCUCUUGAGCUGCUGCCAGGGUUCUUGCAAGUGGUCGAUCAUGCCUGUCAAUUCGAGGAAAAGUUCGUAUGCACCAUGCUUGGAGACAGCGACGGCGAGCAAGGCAUCAGAAUUUGGGCUGGUGCGGUCAGUCUUCAUUACGAGCGUAAACGGCGUAUGGAGCUGCUGGAAGCUGCCCGUGUGAAAAUCAUGGCUGCAGAAGAUGAAAGUCGGACGUUCUACGUCGACUUGCAGAUUGCCACCGGGAAUGGGCACAGUGUGCCCGCACCUGCAUCCGCACCAAAUCCCGAGCCCAUCGAGGAAGAGAGUGAAGCGGCUUGGGGUUUCGAUGAUGAUAAGCCGACCCCGAACGACGCACUGACUUCAAGCCAAAGCCAGAACGCCCCGACGGAGGAGGCGAAUGGAUGGGACUUCGACGACGACGUGGAGCCUGAGCGUCAGGACGGCCAGCCUGAAGAGCGUUCGACCGAGUCGACAGACGAGAAUGCGGGAGGCGCGUGGGGUUGGAAUGACGAUGACGACGCGUCCGAGACGCUUAAUGGGGACGACUCAUUCGACAACCCGUGGAAUGAUAGUUUAAAUGAGGACUCACCUCUGGAUAAAGGUGCAAACAGCAAACCUGCAUCAAUACCGAAACCGGCCAAACGGCUAGAGAAGCUAUCCUCGAAAGGGAAGCGCGCACAGGCAGGUGCAUUCUCGCCUUCUGUCCAAUCUCCUGCUCUGGUGCCGCCUCCUCCGCCAACACCGAUGAUGCCUGCUGUGCCCCAGCGAGCUGCACCGGCGGUACCAUCACCGCCUCCGCAGAAAGAAUCGUACAUGGCGUCCGGACGUGUGAAGGAUCUGUUACAGCAUAUGCAGCACAUCCUGGACGAGGCAGCUAAGUUGGUUUCGUCUGGCGUGUUCAACAAAUACCCGACGUCACAAUCCGCGUCCGGAUUGAUGCUAGUGCAAGCUGCACCGUUGACAUUGGACCUUUACCGGGCAAUGUAUCCUGUGAGGUUCGCUAACGCACUGCGAGGUUCCCCGAAACGGUCUAUGCGGUUUUCUAAUGACUGCAUAUACAUGGGUGGGGAAGUCGAGAAAAUUGCUUCUGCCAUGGGCCAGUCUUUAUCAUCUGUGAAAGCAUCACUAAAGGAGUGUAGUGAAAGAUUAGAGACCCUUGGUAGCAGCUGGUUUGAGGAGACCCUCGAUCGACAAUGUCAGGGCAUGAACGAGAUCCUUGAUGAAGCAGGAAAUUUCGUGGAGACGACAGAUCAAGAACGUUUCGACGAGUGUGAGAACGCCGUGACACGGGCGCUGCAGCGCGUACGGCAGCUCGCUCAGCAGUGGAAGCCUGUUCUAAACAAGAGCAAGUACUACGAUGCGGUGGGGCUGGUACUGGAUGCCGCGCUUUCUAGGAUCUUGUCGGAUAUACUCGCUUUGCCUGACAUCACUGAGGUGGAAUCGCAUCGAUUGAGUGAGCUGUGUCGUAUCUUGAAUGCGACGGAGGGCUUGUUCGUCGAGGAUCCUGAACAGCCUUCCUUCAUCGUGGCGUACGUCCCAUCCUGGCUGAAAUACUCAUACCUCUCCGAACUACUCGAGGCCUCCAUAGCGGAUAUAUCAUAUUUGUUUGAUGAGGGUGCCUUGGUCGAUUUCGAGAUCGAGGAGCUGGUGAAGUUAGUACAGGCACUCUUCGCGGACACGCCGCUCAGAGCCAACGCUAUCCACAAGUUGCUUCACGGAUAUCCUGUGCCAUCUCAAUAG